AUGGCACAACCCUUCCUGCUUGGGAUCAAGAACCAGACUGUUGUGCAUGGGGAAUCAGAGUUGAGUGCAAUAACACCACAGCUCUUUCUUAGGUACAUAAGGGAUCAGGACUCGGCGGAUUUCUACCUAAACGCCUCUUUGUUUCUUCCUCUUCGAGAGCUGAGGACUCUUGACUUGACUGGAAAUCGUAUAGUUAAUUGUCUUGAGAACGAAGAAGCUAGCGAGACUUGGCACUUUGGAGAUUCUGGACUUGAGUGA
Messenger RNA from Dovyalis caffra, 258 nucleotides. The record is from the annotation of a GenBank genome assembly. Lineage: Eukaryota; Viridiplantae; Streptophyta; Magnoliopsida; Malpighiales; Salicaceae.